AUGAGUGAAAUUUUAAAGAUCUGCUUUAUAUUUUUGAUGUUUUAUGAAGCAAAAGGACAAGUUGUAAAAUGUGACCACAAAUAUCAAAAUUACUGGACUACUGGAUAUAAAAACAUAAAUGCUUCUUAUUAUAGAUGUGAUUUGAGUACAAAGCAAGCAAAUUAUAAUGAAAAACUGACAAGAAUUGAUGGACAACAUGGAACUGGACACAGCGAUGCUGAUGUAAAAUGGAUUAUUUCUUAUAAAAACCACAAACUGAGAUCAUUUUCAUCAAUUUUCUGUCAAAAGUUUCCAAAUCUUGAAGUCAUUCAGAUUAGUGAUGCAGAACUGGAAUCAAUUGAUGAAGAUUCGCUGUCAAAUUGCAAGAAUUUGAAUCAUUUGUACUUAGUUGGAAACAAGAUUCAAGAAAUUCCAGAAAAUCUGCUGACUCAAAACUCAAAAUUUACUAUUUUUUUGAUAUCUAACAAUCAACUGACAUCGUUGCCUGAAAAUUUGUUCCUCAAUCAAAAGGAACUUGAGGAUUUAGAUUUAGAUGAUAAUCAAAUAAAUUUCCUGCCAAGCAACAUUUUUCGUCCACUUGUAAAACUUGAAGUGCUGUAUUUGGACAACAACAAGCUUCAGUCAAUCAAUCCAGAGUGGUUUGUGAAUUUGCAGAACUUAAAGUUGUUAAGCUUGAGAGGAAAUCAAAUUUCGGAAAUUCCAUCAAAGUGUUUUGGAGCACUUAGCAAUUUGGAAAAAUUGUGGCUUUUUGAAAACAGAAUCAAAAAUCUGAAAUUUGAUAGCUUCGAUGGUCUUCAGAAUUUACAAACAUUGGGUUUAUACAGCAAUGAAAUUUCAGACCUGCCAGUUGGUGUCUUCAAUCAGUUGAACAAUUUACAAGCAUUAAAUUUAAGCAACAACAAAUUGACAACAAUUCACUCUGAUUCCUUCGAUGUUCACAGCCAGUUGACAGCUGUUGAUCUCGAAGACAACAAAAUCAACGCAAUUGACCCAAAAGUCAUCGACAACACUGCAGUUUCAGCUCUUAAAAUGACAAACAACAGUUGCUGUCAACUUGACACAGAAAAUAAAAGUAAAAUAAAAGCAAACCUGAAAAAAUGCUUUGACAAUUAUCAAGCCAGACAACUUAAAAUUGAAUCUUGCAGUAUACAAACUAAAGCACAAGGAACAAUCAUUGGAGGAAGUGAAGUCAAACGCGGCAUGUUUCCAUGGAUUGCUGCCUUAAUUGCACCAAGAAACAAAUAUUUUUGUGGUGGAACUUUGAUUUCAAAACGGAAAGUUGUCACAGCUGCUCACUGCAUGGUGUUCCUGGCACGAGACAUCACAGUCCUUCUUGGCGUUCACAGGUUGAAGAAGAAAAAUGAAGUUGGAAGAUUUCCUUAUGCAGUUCAGAGUAUUCACAUCCAUCCUGAUUGGAAUCCACACACUGAUACUUAUGAUGCUGAUAUUGCAAUUAUGGUCCUCGAAACUGAAGUCACAUACAGCAAGUAUAUCCAACCGAUUUGUCUCAUGUACGCUAACUCAACAUUGGCUACAAAAAUGGAAGGUGUUGCCGUUGGAUAUGGAAAGGACGGAGAUCCAAAAAAGCUACAUUCAAUCAUCCCAAAAUCCAUCAACUUGCCAAUUCAUCAAAAUGAAGAUUGCUUCCUCAAAAACUACGAAUUGGCUCGAUACUCAAGCAAGCGAACGUUCUGUGGUGGAGCUGGAAAUGGAACUGGUGUUUGCAUCGGCGACAGUGGAAGUGGAUUGGUCGUGACUGAUGGCAGUGCUUACUAUCUUCGUGGAGUUGUCUCUGCAUCACUUAAUAACAUGACUUAUGGAUGCGAUGUUGACACUUACUCGAUUUUUACAAAUAUUCUGCACUUUACUGACUGGAUUAAUGAGCUUCCUGUUGAACCAAUUUUCUGAAAGCUAACAUUCAAUCUGAUCAAUUCAAGUCCCUGCAUAUUUAAUUAUUUUAAGGUUUUUUAUGCUUCUUUAAAUGGUAACUGUUAUGUAGUGGCAAAGGU
Molecule: messenger RNA, 2009 nt
Organism: Chironomus riparius
Lineage: Eukaryota; Metazoa; Arthropoda; Insecta; Diptera; Chironomidae
Source: the annotation of a GenBank genome assembly